AUGCCCCCAACCAGUGUCACCAGGCAAGCACCCCACGACCAUCACACCUCCUCCUUCAUGCUUCACGUGCUGGCCAGUUUCCGAGGGACUGUCCAGCAUGGCCUCCCCCUGGAAAUUGGAGACACGGUGCAGAUCCUGGAGAAAUGUGAAGGCUGGUACCGAGGGUUUAUCCUGAAGAAUCCAAAUGUCAAGGGGAUCUUCCCAUCCAGCUACAUCCACUUGAAGAAUGCCCACGUCAAGAAUAAAGGGCAAUUUGAGACAGUCAUCCCUGUCGAAGACUCCGUCAUCACAGAGAUGACAUCGACGCUGCGAGACUGGGGUGCCAUGUGGAAACAACUCUAUGUGAAGAAUGAGGGGGAUUUGUUCCACCGACUUUGGCACGUGAUGAAUGAAAUCCUGGACCUGAGGAGGCAGGUGCUGGUGGGCCACCUCACCCAUGACCGCAUGAGGGACGUCAAGCAGCACAUCACAGCGAGAUUGGACUGGGGCAACGAACAACUCGGCUUGGACCUGGUCCCCAGGCGAGAGUUCAGCAUGGUGGACCCAGACGAAAUCAGCGUCACAGAGCUUUACAGACUGAUGGAACACCGGCAUCGCAAGAAGGAGACCGCUGCGCCUGCUAGCACCCAUCACUUGUUCGUCCACAUGAAGAGCCUGAUGAGCGCCAAUCUGGGGGAGGAGCUAGAAGUCUUCUUCCACAUUUAUGAUGGGCGGGAGAACCGGCCCCUCAGCGAAAGGUUCUUUGUCAAGCUGAAUAAGGGCGGGUUGCCAAAGUCGCCAGAGAAGACAGAAAGACAAUGCACGCUAUUUGUGGAUUUGGGAAGCAGUGAUCUACGAAAAGAUGUUUACAUCGUUGUACACAUCAUAAGAAUAGGGAGAAUGGGAGCAGGCGAGAAGAAGAAUCUGUGUAGUGUGCAAUACAGGCGGCCGUUUGGCUGUGCUGUUGUCAGCAUCGCCGAUCUCCUCACUGCUGACUCCAAGGAUGACCACCUGCUCAAGGUUUAUGCGUGUAACACUGAGAGUGAGUGGCACCAGAUCCAUGAGAACAUCAUUAAGAAGGCAAACUCCAGGUACAACCUGUCGGGCUCCAACACCGGUCUGGCAGUGGCUCUUCAGCUCCUCCACGGGGACAUCGAUCAGCUGAGACGGGAGUACAUGGUCCUCUUCGCACGGGGUGUGUCCAUCACUAGGAAACUGGGAUUCUCUGAUGUCAUCAUGCCAGGAGAGAUGAGGAAUGACCUUUACAUCACGCUGGAGAAAGGCGAGUUUGAGAAGGGUGGGAAGAGCGUAGCCAGGAACGUAGAGAUCACCGUAUAUGUGCUGGAUAUCGAUGGACAAAUCCUCAAGAGUCAUGUGGCUGCUGGUUCCGGUGAACCAGGUGGGGAUGACUACCACUCCCUAGUGCUGUACCACAACAACAGCCCCCGCUGGGCGGAGCAGAUCAAACUGCCCAUCCCGGUCGACAUGUUUCGGGGAUCGCACGUCCGGUUUGAGUUCAGACACUGCUCCACUAAAGACAAGGGAGAGAAGAAACUGUUUGGCUACUCCUUUGUUCCUCUGAUGCAGGAGGAUGGCAGGACUCUGCCAGAUGGCACCCAUGAGCUCAUUAUCCAUAAGUGCGAGGAGAAUACCAGCUUGGCCGACUGUUCUCGUUACCUGAAGCUGCCAUUCUCCAAGGCCAACCUCCCGUCCAACAACCAGACUCUGAAAGGCACCAAAGAGUCUUUCUGGAUCACCAGCUUUCUCUGCUCCACCAAGCUUACACAGAAUGGUGAUAUGCUGGACCUGUUGAAGUGGCGAGCCCACCCCGAAAGGAUCAACGACAGCCUCUCUAAGCUGAAGGAGAUCGAUGGCUCUGAGAUUGUUAAAUUUCUACAGGACACCCUGGACACUCUGUUUGGUAUUCUGGAUGAAAGCUCUCAGAGAUAUGGGCUCAAGGUGUUUGAUUCACUGGUCCAUAUCAUCAACCUCCUCCAGGACAGCAAAUUCCAGCACUUCAAACCAGUCAUGGACACCUACAUCGAGAGCCACUUUGCUGGAGCUUUGUCCUACAGGGACCUGAUCAAAGUACUGAAGUGGUACGUGGACCGCAUUAUUGAUGCAGAACAUCAGGAUCACAUACAGCAGGUGCUCAAGGCCAGCGAGUACAUCUUCAAGUACAUUAUCCAGUCUCGCCGGCUCUUCUCAUUGGCCACGGGAGGCCAGAACGAGGAGGAGUUCCGAGUCUGCAUCCAUGAACUCUUCAUGUCCAUUCGCUUCUUCCUUUCGCAGGAAAACAAAGGCACCAGUCCCGUCGCACAAACGUAUGAGGCGGUGUUCCUGCGGACAUUCCCGGCAGUUUAUGGCGAGCUGUUGAAGAUCUUCACAGUACGGGAGGUGGCCGACUUUGUCAGGGAGACGCUGGGCUGCCUGCCAACCACCGUCCACGCUGACUGCCCCCUGGAGGCUGUCAAACUGCAGUGCAUUGCCAAGACGGUGGAAAGCCAGCUUUACAUUAACCCAGAGUCACGUUGUAUCCUGUUGCCGGUGGUGCUCCGGGUCCUCCAGGCACACAUGCAGGAGCAGAGAGACCUGGUCAUGUGUGCUCGCAUCCUCACCAGCAUGCUGUCCCUCAUCAAGAAGGAGGAAAACGGCACAGCGGAGCCGGUGGUCUCAAAAGAGGUGGAACUAAUUGUAGAAAGCCUGCUGGGAGUUUUACUGAGGACCAUCCUGGAAAUUAGCAACCGGCCCCAGCCUGCUGGACCUGCCAUGAGACUACAGUUCCAGGAUGUCACUGGAGAGUUUGUGGCAUGUUUGCUGGCCCUUCUGCGACAGAUGAGCGACAGACACUACCAGCAGCUGUUGCAGGCGUUCAGCAGCAAAGACAACCUGAGGGACUUUCUUCUUCAGAUCUUCACAGUCUUCAGGAUCCUAAUCCGACCAGAAAUGUUUCCUAAAGACUGGACCGUGAUGCGAUUGGUCACCAACAACGUCAUCAUCACAACUGUCCUCUAUCUUUCUGACGCUUUGAGGAAAAACUUCCUCAAUGACAAGUUUGACUACAAGGUGUGGGACUCGUACUUCUACCUGUCUGUAAUAUUUAUCAACCAGCCCUGUCUUCAGCUGGAAUCCUUCUCUCCCUCCAAGAGGAAGAAGAUACUGGAAAAGUAUGGAGACAUGAGGGUGAUGAUGGGCUGUGAGAUCUUCAGCAUGUGGCAGAAUUUAGGGGAGCAUAAGCUGAACUUCAUCCCCGCCAUGAUUGGUCCAUUCCUGGAGGUGACGCUGGUGCCUCAGCCUGAUCUGAGGAAUGUCAUGAUCCCCAUCUUCCAUGACAUGAUGGACUGGGAGCAGAGACGCAGUGGCAAUUUCAAACAGGUGGAGGCCAAGCUGAUCGACAAGCUGGACAGCCUGAUGUCCGACGGCAAAGGCGAUGAGACAUACAGGGAGCUCUUCAACAGCAUCCUGCUGAAGAAGAUUGAGCGAGAGACCUGGCGAGAGAGUGGGAUCUCUCUGAUCGCUACAGUCACUCGCUUAAUGGAGAGAUUGCUAGACUAUAGGGAUUGUAUGAAGCUGGGAGAAGUGGAUGGAAAAAAGAUUGGAUGUACUGUCAGUUUACUGAACUUCUACAAAACUGAGCUGAACAAAGAGGAGAUGUACAUCCGCUACAUUCACAAACUGUACGACCUGCACCUGAAAGCACAAAACUACACAGAGGCAUCGUACACCCUGCUGCUGUAUGAUGAGUUAUUGGAAUGGUCAGACAGGCCACUGCGAGAGUUCCUCAACUACCCCAUGCAGAGCGAGUGGCAAAGAAAAGAGUAUCUGCAUCUCACCAUCGUCCAGAACUUCGACAGGGGGAAGUGUUGGGAGAAUGGCAUCAUCCUGUGCAGAGAACUGGCUGACCAAUAUGAGUCUUACUACGACUACAGGAACUUGAGCAAGAUGAGGAUGAUGGAAGCCUCUCUCUAUGACAAGAUCAUGGACCAGCAAAGACUAGAACCUGAAUUCUUCAGAGUGGGUUUCUAUGGAAAGAAGUUCCCUUUCUUCUUACGGAAUAAGGAGUUUGUGUGCCGCGGCCAUGACUACGAGAGGCUGGAGGCUUUCCAGCAGCGGAUGCUCAACGAGUUCCCCCACGCCAUCGCCAUGCAGCACGUCAACCAGCCAGACCAGACCAUAUACCAGGCAGACGCACAGUACCUGCAGAUCUAUGCUGUAACCCCCAUCCCAGAGAGUCAGGAUGUGCUGCAGAGAGACGGAGUGCCUGACAACAUCAAAAGCUUCUACAAGUUCAAUCACAUCUGGAGGUUCAGAUAUGACCGGCCCUUUCACAAGGGCACCAAAGACAAGGAGAAUGAGUUUAAGAGCCUUUGGGUGGAGAGGACAACCCUGACUCUGGUCCAGAGUCUUCCAGGCAUCUCCCGCUGGUUUGAAGUGGACAAGAGAGAGCUGGUGGAGGUAAGCCCACUGGAGAACGCCAUCGAGGUGAUCGAGAACAAGAACUUACAACUACGCACAUUGAUCACCCAGUGUCAGAGCCGGCAGAUGCAGAACAUCAACCCCCUUACCAUGUGCCUCAACGGGGUCAUCGACGCCGCUGUCAACGGGGGGCUGGCCCGCUACCAAGAGGCCUUUUUCGUGAAGGACUACAUUAUGAAUCACCCAGAGGACGGCGAGAAGAUCGGGCGACUGAGAGAACUCAUGUUUGAGCAGGCGCACAUCCUGGAGUACGGCCUGGCUGUGCAUGAGAAAUUCAUUCACCAGGACAUGAGGCCUCUCCACAAGAAGCUAGUGGACCAGUUUCAUCUAAUGAAAUCCAGUCUUGGCAUACAGGAGUUUCCAGCUUAUGUGCGCGCAAGUCCUGUGCACUUCACCAACGGGAGCCCGCGAACAUGCAGGAACUCUGUGCCCAACAUCAUUAGCCCAGACGGUGGCAGAGGGGUUGCCAGGCGGAGCUACCCUGCGGUGAACCGCUACUCCUCAUCGUCUCUGUCGUCUCAGGCGUCCAAUGAAGUCAGUAAUAUCACAGGGCAGUCCGAGAGUUCGGAUGAAGUCUUCAACAUGCAGCCCAGUCCGUCUACCUCAAGCCUCAGCUCCAACCAUUCUGCCUCGCCCAAUGUCACCAGCUCAGCCCCCUCCAGUGCCAGAGGUUCGCCUCAGAUGGCAGAGAAACACAAGCAUUCCAGAGAAAAUGCCUGCCUGUCUCCACGAGAGAGACCAGUCAGCGCCAUCUUCCCCAACCCCCUAGACCCUGCACAGAGAGCUCCUCCUCAUCAGAUAGGCGAUACCACUUUACCAAGGAGUGACCCCAACCUCUCAGCACCAGACAAAGUGAGACCCACACCCAGUAGCUGGAGCCUUGACAGUGUCAAAGUGGGCGCUCCAUCCUUCUCUGACUCUGUUGGCAAAUUGCUAUGCCCUCCCGUACCUCCUAGGCCACCGUACUCAGCAGGCUCCUCGGCUAAAAGCAUGAGGUCGCAGUCCCCUGUCUCCAUGUCAAGAUCGCCACAAAAGGUUGUGCCACCUUCUCACCCCUUCGCCCACGAGCAUGCCAGUGCCCACCAGCUGGUCUCCAACUCCCCCGUCUCUCCGCAAGCUAACAGCAGUGGCAUUCCUCCCUCAGGCCCGCUGCAGCGUGUCAAAGCUGUCCACCGAGCGCCCUCAGGCGACCACCCGUCCCACGCUCUCCCACCACCCAGCAGCUCGGACGAGCCGAUCCGCAGAGAGAACAAGACCCCGCCUCCCUACAGCGUGUACGAGAGGAACAACCCCCGCAGGCCUGUGCCGCUGCCCCACAGUCUCUCCAUCCCCCCACAGACGGACCCCCCGGCCCUGCCACCCAAGCCUCACCAGCUCCGCACAGGCAGCAUGAAGCUGGACGGAACCUCCGACCCUCGAGUCCCCAGACCAAGGCCCCUGCCCAGGAAGGUGUCCCAGCUAUAGGUGCUGGUCCAGGUCUGGAGCUUGAAGAAACACACUGGCGUAUUUUGCACUUUUCUACUGGGCACUCACUUGUUUUUUGUGAUCUUCAGUUUGGCAUUCCUGACCUACACAAUAAAAGACACAGGCCUAUAGAUUAACAGGCAGUCAAAAAAAAACUGAAGAAACUGACAAAUAAUGAAAGUUUCUUUUUGUAUUUGCUAGAGGGCAUUGCAUUGACUUUGACUUGGUCAUUCCGCACUUUUAGCUCUAGUACGUACAAUAGGUCACCACGGUCAGCCGCAACAUAUGUUUACCAGAACAGUCUAGAAAAACACAGUUUUGAUAGAUGUAAUAAUCUGAAAUAUAUGUAUAUUGGUAUAUAUGAGAAUUGUUUUUGCCUUAAGUAUCAGAGUCUUUUAUCCGUGGGUCUUGCACGUUUUUCUUUUUCUUUUUUAAACAACUCUGUACAUUUGUAUACUGUAUGGCUAAAAAGGUGCUAGAGGCCUUGAGUAUGCAUUUCAGUGAAGUGUAGUAGACAAGGUUGUGUUCCCAUAGUCAUAUCCACACAAGCAAUGGCACAAAAAAGUUGAACUUAACAAAACUAUAUUAUGACUAAAUAAUACAAUUUUAACAAAUUUUUAUGCAGCGAUAAACAGUUUAGGUAAAGGUAACUUUGGAACGGUAACGAAGCAGUUUUGAGGCUUAUUUAACUCCGUGUGGUUAUCUGUAAAUCAGAAAACUAGAGAGGUCUUCAGUGGGGAGUUGCCACCUUAACAAACCACUCUACUGCCCUUCUCUCUCUAGAGUUUUAAAAUCUGCCUCUUACCUUUCACACCAAAAUGUUUCCCCCAUUAAUAAUGAAAUCACGAGCCUGGACCAAACACACGAGCAAACGUUGGUGCAAUUGCAUGCUUAGAAGCUGGACGUUGCCAUUUCUGUGAACAUUUCUGUGAACACACCCUAUCCCUCCUGCAUGAUGUACAUGACAACAGAUCUUUAGGGGAGGGGGGAGGGGAGGGGUUACCAAGUAUUGUGCCAAAGGAAAAUGUACAAUGUGCUGUAAAGAAACUUUUUUUUUUUUUAAACUGGGACCUGGAAUCAAGAAGCUUGGAAAUGCUCAGCUGAAAAGACAUUUUUAAGAAAUAAUUUUUAAACUGAUUUUACCCCCAAAAAAAAUCCUAAUUAAACUGAUUGAACAGAUAUAACUCAAGACAAGCACAAACAAGACUUUAUCAUCUGUAUAAUGACCAGUACUGUUAUGGACUCUAUUUAACAAAGCAGUAAUUGGAACAGAGUUUCACUGUCAGCAGUCACCCUAAAACACACAAGGACUGACACUCUAUUGAAGAAAUAUUUACAAACUAAUCAUUGUCAAAUAUUUGUACAGUUGAGAUUUACUUUGUGUUUGAUUAAAAAGAUGGACGUGAGUUGACUGCGCUAUAAACAGUUGCUCAGUUCAACCACAAUGCAUUGCUGCAGUGAAGUAAGUGUUCUGUGGCAGGCAGAUUUCACAUCGUUUUGUAAGAUAGAGAAAAUUUUGGCAUAAAAUCUGAAAUCUUAAAUCCGUGCAACAUUUUUUUGGGGUGGGGGGAAUUAGCUUUAGUAUUGUUUGUAUGUUUCAUUUUUGUAUGGUUAAUUUACUUUUUGAUUUGUUGUGAAUUUUUGAGAUUAAAUAUUCACAUUAAUCAGUACUUGAGAAACCUGUAAAUUAUAUGAUGAGAUUAAUGUAAGUAUGCCAAAUAUAAAAUUUGUGUAUUGCAAUUAAUGUAAAUACUGUGUUUUUAACAAAAUGUAGCUAUAACAAUUUACAGCUUUGAAUGUAAUGUUGAAGCAGCAAAUUAUUAUUAUAAAUGUUCAAACUUUUAUGGUUUUGUGAGUGUAGAAAAACUAAGGUCAUGCAUAAUGACACCUAACACAUUUACAAGUUCAAUAAACUGCCCUAUGUAAUA
Morone saxatilis (striped sea-bass) is the source of this 7847-nucleotide messenger RNA. It is a transcript of the gene dock4b, whose product is annotated as dedicator of cytokinesis 4b. Gene Ontology annotation, cellular component: cytoplasm; plasma membrane. Gene Ontology annotation, molecular function: guanyl-nucleotide exchange factor activity; GTPase activator activity; small GTPase binding. NCBI's taxonomy places the organism in Eukaryota, Metazoa, Chordata, Actinopteri, Moronidae. The record is from RefSeq and is a predicted model, not a curated record. Gene Ontology annotation, biological process: cell chemotaxis; small GTPase-mediated signal transduction.